CCAGAGGCUCCGCAUAAAAACACAAUUCUGCAAAAGCUCUCUGAAACAUCGCAUCGAAAAAUUGCGCAACACUUUCGUUUUUGAUAAUCAAAAUUCACCGAUUUAACAGAAAAAUGCUCAAGUUGUCGGGUGGAUUUAGGUACUUAAUAAUCUACGCUAUGCUUUAUACUACUUGUAUUAGAACUCCUGGAGCUAUGGGGUCGACUGGAACCGAGAAGAAUGAAGGCAAGUCCGGAGGUGUAAGUUGGCUUUACGUCAUUGGUGGAGCAGCUGGAGCAGUCGUGGGAGCUCCAUUAGUAGUCGGAGCUCUUGGUUUCACAUCAGUUGGAAUAACAGGUGGAUCUACUGCUGCGUGGAUGAUGAGUUUAUCAGGAGGUGCUACAAAAGCGGGAUCUAUUGUAGCUGGACUCCAGAGCAUUGGAGCAACUGGUACUGUCAUGGGGUCGACAGUGGCAACUGCAGCGUCUGCAGCAACUGGUGCAGUCGUUGGCGCCGGAGUUGCAAAAGCCACAAAAAGUGAUUAAGGAUUGUCUUGAAGUAUUAUUUUCUAUGUGCAUUUAUGUAAAAUUGUAUUUUAACGAUGGACUAUGUACCCUACGUAUAAAUAAACAUUUUUUUGGUUAA
Molecule: messenger RNA, 624 nt
Organism: Fopius arisanus
Lineage: Eukaryota; Metazoa; Arthropoda; Insecta; Hymenoptera; Braconidae
Product: interferon alpha-inducible protein 27-like protein 2A
Exons: 2
Coding region: 114-524 (136 amino acids)
Biological process (GO): apoptotic signaling pathway
Cellular component (GO): mitochondrion; membrane
Source: RefSeq, a predicted model, not a curated record